This is a messenger RNA of Gongylonema pulchrum, 453 nucleotides long. Lineage: Eukaryota; Metazoa; Nematoda; Chromadorea; Rhabditida; Gongylonematidae. The record is from the annotation of a GenBank genome assembly.
AUGUCUGUUCUAAAUGGUAGGCUGAGUCCGCGCGAGUCGGCGAAAUACGUUGUUACGAAUUCGAGCGGCCAAAUAAAAUUGUCUGAGGAAGGAGUGCAAAAAGCAGCCAGGCUUAUGCUGGAUGCGAUUCGCAGUGGCGCUUACUCAGAACAUUCAUAUUCCGCGAUUGAUGUCCAUCCACAGAAUGCCGAUCGCUCUGCUGUUGACUGGAUUUUUCUUGUGGACACAAUAAAUUUUUCAUUUUGGUCGGAGAAGUCGCACUUCCAAGUAACUUUCCAAGGAAAAAAAUAUACCGGCUAUUUGGCGGCCUGUGCUUGCAUCAACAGAGCACUGGAGGAAGGAAAAGCAGUCACAAACGCUGACCAUAUGGAACGCAUUACCGAGGACGAUAUGAGGGAAAUUUUUCGAGCAGAUGACGGUUUCACGCUUGCUUCUUUUUGCUGCUACUAUUAA